GUCCUGCAGUACCGGACCCGAUGUCGAGAGUUGGAGCAGCAAGUGGGAGCAGGAGGGGUGAGUGGUUCCCUUCCAGGCAGGUGGGAAGGCACAGAGGACCACAGCCUGGAGAAAGCACUGCUUCAGGUAGAAGAGGAGCAUCAAAGGGGUGAGAAUCUAGCAGAAGUGAACGCUGUCCUGCGGGAGCACCUCAGUGAAGCAAAUGAGAUUAAUUCAGCCCUCAAAGAAGAUGUUGGAAAACUGACGGCGGAUUGGAUGAGGGCCCGGGAGGAGCUGGAAUUGAAGGAGAGCGAAUGGCGCCAUGAACGUGAGCUUUAUGACAGCUACAUAAGGGGUGAACACAACCGUCUGCUCGGCCUGUGGCGUCAGGUGGUGACCUUCCGCCGUCACUUCCUGGAGAUGAAGACGGCCACUGACCGAGAUCUGUCAGAGCUGAAGGCCGAGCAGCUGAGGCUUUCUGGCUCUAUUCUUGCAAACUGCUCCCACCUGCACUGCAGCGUACAGCUCUGGGAGUCUGUCACUGUGGGCAGACUUGUCCUAGAGGAUCAAGCACAGCAGGAAGAGGAACGGGAAAUGAACCAGAAGACUCAGGAAGUGAUGUGCCUACAAGUCAAGGGGGACCUGGAGAGGAAGGAGCUUCAGGACAGGGUGAUGGAGCUCUCAGCCUUGCUUGUACAGUCUCAGAAGCAGAAUGAGGAGAAGGAGAAGACCAUAAAAACACUUAACGACACUGUGGAGAUUCUAGAAGCAAGUCAGUUAGAGAAGGAAUAUGAAGAUUCCUUGACCAAAAGUGCCAAAGAAGCAAAUCUUUCUCUCCAAAAGCUGAUAAAAGAUAUAACUGAGGUCGUGUUAGAAGACAGUGACAGUGUGGUCAGCAUUACCUGCACUGACAGUUCCCAGUAUGCAGAGUCCAGCAACAUCCUCUCUUGUCUGAGCUCCUUUGAUGCAGAGCAUGCCCUUGUGUUGGUUCAGGAAGCACUGGCAAGGAGGCGAGGAACAACACAGGCCCUGGAAGAGGAGCUUUUUGCCAGGCAGGACUCUAUAAAUUUCCUGCAGCACCAGCACAAGGAGGAGGAAGAGAAGUGCAGGAAGCUGCAGCAAAGGCUUGAGCAACUGGAGGAGGAAUGCAAGACAUCCAGCAGCCACAGGCAGCACCUGCAGUCUCUGGUAGAAGCACUCAGGAGUGACUGUGCAAACCUUGAGAAAACCAGGGAAGAGCUACAGCAGCAGCUUGAAGUAACGGAGCGAGAAGCCUCGCGUCUGCGUCGAAGUAACGCUGAGCUGCAGCUGAAGGAAAAUUCAGCCCAGGGGGAAAAGGUGGAGCAGCAGCAGAUGAUGGAGAGAGCGCGUCGUGACCAGCAGCUCCUACUAAAGGACUUAGCUGCUCUUGAAGGAAAACAUUCAUUGUUACAGAGUGAGUUGGUAGUCACAAGAGAGACGCUGGAGGAAUCGCACCUUCAGCGAGAUCUGCUGAAGCAAGAGAAACAUGAGCUUACCGUGGCACUGGAGAAGGCAGAGCAGUCAGUAGCAGAGUUGACGGGCGCUCAGAGUAAGCUGAGUGCUGAAGUAGCUGAUCUGCAUGUUGCAACAGCGAACGUGAGCAGUAUCAAUGAAGCUCUUGCAUUGGAUAAAGUGCAACUGAACAAACUUUUGCUGCAGCUGGAGCAAGAGAAUGAAAUUCUGUCAGGUAAAGUGGAUGAGAUGGAAAGAGCAAAGAUCUCUGACCAGGAGAAGCUGAGCUUGUGUGAAAGAAGAAAUGAAGAGCUCAGUGCAGAGAAAGCCCACCUGGAGCAGCUGCUGAAGAAAGCAGAGGAGCAACAGGAGGGGCUGCGGGUGCAGCUGAGGACACUGGCAGAGGAAAAGGCAGAAACCCAAGAGAAACUCAAUCAGGUUUACCGGCAGCAGGAGUCAGCGAGCAGCGGUCUGGAGCAGUUGCGCCAGGAGUCCUCUCGCCAAGAGCUUGCACUGACCAAGGUGUCCAAAGAGAAGGAGGUGCUGGUGCAUGAGAAGGCGGCCCUAGAGGUGCGACUGGCAGCUGUGGAGCGGGACAGACACGGCCUUUCCGAGCAGCUGGCAGAGGCCAGGUCAGUGAAGGAGACCCUGGAGUCCAGCCUGUUUGAGGCACAGCAGCACUUAUCUCAGCUGGAGAUCGCCAGGAGUCAGCUUGAAAUCCAACUUCACACAGUCACGCAGGCCAAGGAGGUGAUACAAGGGGAAGUGAAGUGCCUUCAAUGGGAGCUGGAAGCAGAGAGAUCUCUUAUGAAGCAGGAACGGGAAAACAUGGUACAGCAGCUCUUGCAGACAGAACAGCAGUAUGACAGUACCCUCAGACUUCGGCAGACUGACCAUGAAGUGGAAAUAAACAAACUCCUGCAAGACCUGGAAAGCGAGCGGGAAGGGCACCAUUCAGAGCUGCAGGAGAUGCUGGAGCAAUGGGAAAAGGAGAAGGCAGAGACAGAAGGGGAGCAUGAGAAGAAGCUGUUUGAUAUGAGGCAGAAAGUGGCUGCCAUGCAAGCUCAGCAAGAAGAGGAACGAACCAGAGUUGAAAAUGUCAAGAAAGAGGUCCUGCUAGAAAAGGAGCGUGAGAAGAAUGCUUUAUUAGAGACACUACUCCAAACUCAGGAAGAGCUGACAGAAGCCUGCCAGCAGCUCGAUCAGCUCAGGCAGGAGGUGAAGGAGCAGCGAGAGAAUGGGCAGAGCAUCACAGAAAAGCUGCAUGCAGAACUGCAGGAAACUCAGAGUAAGAUCAAGGCAGUGGAGAAUCGGCACAAGGAAGAAAUCCAAACCAUUGAAAAGGAAAUGAACAUCCUUCUUCAGCAGAGGGAUGCUCUACAAAACGAGGUGGAAGAGUUGACAUCUCAGCUGGCAGCUUCCAAAGAGUCCCAGCAAGUGAUUGGCCACAAAGCUCAGCAAGAGCUGAGGGAGGCACAGGAGCUGUCAAGGCAGAAGCUGCUGGAGGCUGAGCACCUCCAGAAGAUCCUGGAGGAGGAGAGGAGUCAAUGGGAGGAGGUAGAACGUCAGAACAAGGAGCUGCAAGUGUGUCUGCAGUCCUUGGAGGAGGAAAGGAGUCGAUGGGAAGAAGUGGAGCAUCACAACACAGAAUUACAGGCUUUGCUGACAGUCCUAGAGAGUGAAAAAGCCAGGCUGACCCUGUCUCUGGAAGAGAAAGAACUGAGCCUCGCAACCCUGGAAGAAACCAGCCUUGCCCAGCACAACAAGGUGUCUCAGCUUCUUUCUACCAUUCACCAGACCCAGCAGAUCCACGCAGACCACAGAAGAGAAAUACAAGAGCUCAACAACCAGAUACAGUCACUGCAGGAAGCAGUGCUGGAGAAGGAAGCUGGCCUGGCAACUCGAGAGAAGCAGCUACUACAGGACCUGGAGGAGUCCCGAGCAGGGGAACAGUGCUUGAGGGACUCUUUGAGUGUGCUGGAGGCUGAGAUGUCUGAACUGCGUCUGAGGCUUUGUAGCACAGAGAACAGAGCGAUGGCAUUGGCUGCAGAGCAUCAGGAGGCUGACAGUGCCCGCUGUGAAACCCAGUCUGAGCUGGACAGACUGCGUUUGGUUCUCCACCACAUGAUCUGUGACAGCAGAGACUUGGUCGCUUGGAGUUCAGAACAGGGUGAUGUCUGGGGCCUGACUGUUUCUCAGGCCAGGGACCUCCCUGCAGAGCUCACGGUGGACAGAGUGGCAGCAGCCCUACAAGACGUGCAUCAGCACCUGAAGCAGACUCGGCAAGAUCUGAAUGAUGCGAAGAAGAAGAUACAGGAUUUGGAGGUGGAGCUGAGCAAGAGGCAAGCUGAGAGGGACCAUUUCAGCACCCGCAGUCAAGAGCUGCAGAAACAGUUGACUCAAAGCCAGGAAGAGACACAGAUGGCAGAACACAAGAGGAGCUCUCUACAAGCUGCCUUGCAGGAAGAGGCCACUGCUCUAAAGGAGGAGGCUCUGACCCUGCGUCAGGAGGUGGCGUCUUUGCAGAGGAAACUUGAAAGCACAGAGAAGCAAAGAGAGGACGUCCUGCAUGAACUGGACAGACUACAAGCAGUUAAAGAAAAACUGGUAUGGGAGAUAAAACUUCUUCAGGAAUCAGUCACAGCCUCUGAAACCCGAGCAAAUACAGCAACAGAAAUUAAUUACUCCCUUGAACAAGAACUCCAAACUACACUGUGUGUCUUAAAAGUUAAAAAUGAGGAAGUAGAAAUGCAGUGGGAGAAGAUUCAGAUGCUACAGAAGGAGGCAGCAGAGGUAAAAGCUUUGCAGGAGAAUCUCGCUCAUAUGACUGCCAUCCUCUCAGAGAGGGAGGGAGAGAUGAAGCUGUACCAGGAACAGAUGAGAAAGCUGGAAAACCAGAAAGAAAUGCACAAAACUGCUCUUGAUCGAGUUAUUACGGACAUAAGUGAGAAAAAGCAGAAAACUGAAUCCCAGCAAGAACUCAUACAGGAGCUGGAGAAGCAGCAAGAAAAACAAAGGAUUGCUGUAAGCAAAAUGAGCAAAGAGCUGGAGGAGAGAGAGCGGGAGAUCAGAUCCCAGCAAGAACAGAUACAGGAGCUGGAGAAGCAGCAAGAAAAACAAAGGAUUGCUGUAAGCAAAAUGAGCAAAGAGCUGGAGGAGAGGAACCAGGAGAUCAAAUACCAGCAAGAACUGAUAGCAGACAUGGAGAAUCAGCGAGAAAUGCAGAGGACUGCUGUGAGCAAGAUUAGCAAAGAGCUGGAGGAGAGGAACCAAGAGAUCAGAUCCCAGCGAGAAGAAAUACAGGAGCUGGAGAAGCAGCAAGAAAAACAAAGGAUUGCUGUAAGCAAAAUGAGUGAAGAGCUGGAGGAGAGAGACCAGGAGAUCAGGUGCCAGCAAGAACAAAUACGGGACCUGGAGAAGCAGCGAGAAAUGCAGAGGACUGCUGUUAGCAAAGAUCUGGAGGAGAGGAACCAGGAGAUCAGAUCCCAGCGAGAAGAAAUACAGAAGCUGGAGAAGCAGCAAGAAAUGCAAAGGACUGCAGUGAGCAAGAUGAGCAGAGAGUCAGAAGAGAGGGACCAGGAGAUCAAAUACCAGCAAGUACUGAUAGCAAACAUGGAGAAGCAGCGAGAAAUGCAGAAGACUGCUAUCAGCAAGAUGAGCAAAGAGCUGGAGGAGAGGAACCAGGAGAUCAGAUCCCAGCGAGAAGAAAUACAGGAGUUGGAGAAGCAGCAAGAAAAACAAAGCAUUACUGUAAGCAAAAUGAACAAAGAUCUGGAGGAGAGAGAGCGGGAGAUCAGAUCCCAGCGAGAAGAAAUACAGGAGUUGGAGAAGCAGCAAGAAAAACAAAGCAUUACUGUAAGCAAAAUGAACAAAGAUCUGGAGGAGAGAGAGCGGGAGAUCAGAUCCCAGCGAGAAGAAAUACAGGAGUUGGAGAAGCAGCAAGAAAAACAAGAGAGAGAGCGGGAGAUCAGAUCCCAGCGAGAAGAAAUACAGGAGUUGGAGAAGCAGCAAGAAAAA
Molecule: messenger RNA, 5469 nt
Organism: Mesitornis unicolor (brown roatelo)
Lineage: Eukaryota; Metazoa; Chordata; Aves; Mesitornithiformes; Mesitornithidae
Gene: CEP250
Product: centrosomal protein 250kDa
Exons: 27
Biological process (GO): cilium assembly
Source: RefSeq, a predicted model, not a curated record